AUGGCUUCCCUUUUCUGCAAUGUUUCCGCCGCCGGGAUCUCCCACCGCCGAUUCGCGGCGAAGCCGCGGCGGAUGGUGGCGGUGAGGGCGGAAGCCAUCAAUCCCGAUAUCCGCAAGGCUGAAGACAAAGUUGUCGAUUCCGUUGUUGUUACUGAGCUCGCCAAGCCUCUCACCGCCUACUGCAGGUGUUGGAGGUCCGGGACUUUCCCUCUAUGUGAUGGGAGUCAUGUGAAGCACAACAAGGCUACUGGGGAUAAUGUUGGCCCCUUGCUCUUGAAGAAGCAAUAA
Striga hermonthica is the source of this 288-nucleotide messenger RNA. The record is from the annotation of a GenBank genome assembly. NCBI's taxonomy places the organism in Eukaryota, Viridiplantae, Streptophyta, Magnoliopsida, Lamiales, Orobanchaceae.